AUGCUUCAACAGUAUCUGUACAACGAGUACCCAUUCUUCCUGGUUAGAAGCAUUGGCGAUUGUGCUCUAUGUUGUAUUAUAGCCUAUAGUAUUACUGAAUUCGUUCACUUCGGAGGCAAGCUUUUGCCAACCGAUUUUUUCAUCGUCGUUAUUCUCCAACGGAUGAGAGGUUCUGGACCAAGCACAAGAGGCAGCCCAAUGAACCUCGUUUUCCAAAGACUUUUGGACGUAGACCCAAAAAUUCCGAUCUUGCUAUCAGUUACCCCUUCCUUUGCAAAAAGAACUAUCUUUCGUUCACGAUCUAAAACAGUGCCGGUAUUUAGCAAAAAUAAUUUGCGCCCUGAGAUUUAA
Botrytis fragariae is the source of this 351-nucleotide messenger RNA. RefSeq lists its product as uncharacterized. The coding region runs from base 1 to 351 and encodes 116 amino acids. The record is from RefSeq and is a predicted model, not a curated record. Lineage: Eukaryota; Fungi; Ascomycota; Leotiomycetes; Helotiales; Sclerotiniaceae. The transcript is spliced from 3 exons.